This is a messenger RNA of Thalassophryne amazonica, 4979 nucleotides long. It is a transcript of the gene tshz1, whose product is annotated as teashirt zinc finger homeobox 1. Gene Ontology annotation, biological process: regulation of transcription by RNA polymerase II. The transcript has 2 exons. Lineage: Eukaryota; Metazoa; Chordata; Actinopteri; Batrachoidiformes; Batrachoididae. Gene Ontology annotation, molecular function: DNA-binding transcription factor activity, RNA polymerase II-specific; DNA binding. The record is from RefSeq and is a predicted model, not a curated record. Bases 469 to 3846 code for a protein of 1125 amino acids. Gene Ontology annotation, cellular component: nucleus.
CGCGGUUAAACGUCUCACUCUUUUCCCUCGUUCGUAGCAGAGAGUCGCCACCUGGACGGACGCAGAGGUUCGGAUCGAGAUCAGCGCACACAAGGAGCCCGUUCCGUCUCACUUUUGACGCGGAUAGAUGUGUGAAAUAGUCCACAGAGGGGUGUAAACCUCUCCUUCCCAUGGAAACUGGACGAGGAACCCAGGCGGCUGCCCAAAAUUCUCCCAAAUCCGCUCGGAGCUUUCCGUCAGUUUUCCACCAACACGAGUGCUUCUGAUCGGGAGAAGUUACCGGACGCAAAAGUGUGAACAUUUAUCAUUUUUGUCACCGGACAUACUAGGGAGAAGACAGAGGGGGAAAAAACAACACGCAGACAAACCAGACUUCUCAGCUCCUCCGCUGCCUCCUCGGUUUCGUCUCCAGCUCAUCCGGUACUUUGAUCUCUGCAUGAAAAGUCCAGCGGAAAGUCCUGCAGCAGCAUGCCGAGGAGAAAGCAGCAAGCGCCGCGGCGGUCAUCAGCUUAUGGGCCUGAAGAUGAAUUUAAAGCGGACAAGGUCGAUGAAGAGGAACUUCUGCAGGAUGAUGGCCUCUCUCUGGAUGGUCAAGAUGCAGAUUAUUUGCUCAAUGAUGAGGAGGAUGCAAAAGAUCGGUAUAGCUGCCAGAACUCUCCAAUCAGCAUUGGCACAAACCCUGAUGCAGGAUAUGCGUCACCCCUCAGCACCAGCAGUGAUCAGUUGGUGGACCUUAAGACUACUUCUUCCUUCAGUGAUGUUCAAGACAAGGUAGAAGGGAACCAGGGUAGAGAGAGUCCAGAGUCCAUUAAUAGCCUCUCACUGCAGGAUAGUCUUGCCAAAAUGAAAGCCGUCUAUGCAAAUCUGAUCUCUGAUACCUCCUGGUCCAACAUUGCUCUGGACAUGCUUAAAAGCAAGCAAGAGAGCAACCUUUCAAUGAGCAAUGGUAGUGGGAGCAAUCACAAAGCGAGCAAUGGGUUCCUUAACAGUCAGAGCAACGUCCAUGUGAAGAACAAAUGUAGCAGUAGCAAUGCCUCACCGACUACUAAUAUUACCACCAGCAGUACCACCACAAAAACGGUCUCAAGCAACAGCAAUGGCACCAGUGUAAUUCCUGGCAGUGCAGGAGGUAUUGCCUAUGAUUGGCACCAGGCAGCUUUGGCCAAAACCCUACAGCAGACUCCAUAUCAACUCCUCCCUGAACCAAGCCUUUUCAGCACUGUGCAGCUCUACAGGCAGAACAAUAAGCUCUAUGGCCCAGUAUUUACCGGUGCUAGCAAGUUCAGGUGCAAGGACUGUAGCGCAGCCUAUGACACUUUAGUUGGACUCACGGUGCAUAUGAAUGAGACUGGUCACUAUCGUGACGACAAUAAAGACACAGAGGAAGACAGAGGUAAGAAGUGGUCCAAACCACGCAAACGUUCUCUGCUGGAGAUGGAAGGCAAGGAAGAUGCCCAGAAAGUUCUUAAAUGCAUGUACUGUGGCCACUCUUUUGAGUCCUUGCAAGACCUUAGUGUCCACAUGAUCAAAACAAAACAUUAUCAGAAAGUGCCUCUAAAAGAGCCGAUGCCAGCCCUCACUACAAAACUGGUACCCCCAACCAAAAAAAGAGCAUUUCAAGACUUGAUGUCGCCAAGCUCACCAGAGUCUGUCUCAUCUGGUAUACUCCUGGGAGAUAAUCUGAAAGACCAAAAGGGGGCCAAUCCCUACGUCACGCCAAAUAAUCGAUAUGGCUACCAAAAUGGCGCAAGCUAUACUUGGCAGUUUGAGGCACGCAAGGCACAAAUUCUCAAAUGCAUGGAAUGUGGCAGUUCACAUGACACCUUGCAACAACUGACUGCACACAUGAUGGUCACGGGACACUUUCUUAAAGUCACUAAUUCAGCCUCUAAAAAGGGGAAGCAGUUAGUUUUUGACCCUGUAAUUGAAGACAAAUUUCAGUCGAUUCCUCUGCCACCAACUACCACAAGACUUCCAGCUCCGAAUGGGAAGCAGUCUGACUCCCCCUUGCACCCAGACAGCCCUGAGGAGAAGAUAGAAGAAAAGAAAGAGGAUGAGGCAGUGGGAGAGAAACUAGAAUCGAGGGAUGCUGAGAAAAAAAUAAAAGAGGAAAAGGAAGAGUUGCCUGAAAAGGAUAAUAACGCUGUGAAGGGAAGCUCUUACCAAUAUCUGACAGAAGAAGAUUUGGAGAAGACACCUAAAGGUGGUCUGGACAUUCUGAAGUCUUUAGAGAACACAGUAUCUAGUGCAAUCAGCAAGGCCCAGACAGGCACACCAACCUGGGGGGGUUACCCAAGUAUUCAUGCUGCCUAUCAACUCCACGGGUCUCUGAAGUCUGGCUUGCCUUCGUGUGCACAGAUUCAGCCUUUAUUUAGCAACAACAGUUUGAAGGCUGUGUCCUCCGACAUGGGCAUGCUGAUCCAUUCUCCAAAUAGCCCUUCUCCACCUCCGAGUCACAAGAGCAACGUCCUGGCAAUGGAGGAGCUUGUGGAGAAAGUAACAGGGAAAAUCUCAGUGAAGAAUGAAAACAAGCAAAAGCUUGUGGAGAACAAAUCCAAGUCCAGGUUGACAAAGUCACCACUGCCAAUGCCUGUGGACCAGCACACUUCACCCAAUCCCGAUAACAUGAAGGCAAUAAAAAACUCUGCUGAGGGCGACCAGACUGAGUCUGGAGGCAAAGAUGGUGAGCCAGCAGAGAGUAAAUCAGAUACGCAGAUAAAACGUGAAGCUAAUUCACCAAAGAAAACUAUUAGCAACGGCUGCAAUAACCUGAGCAUCAUUACAGAUCAUUCUCCUGAACAACCACUCGUGAACCCUCUCAGUGCUUUGCAGUCGAUCAUGAACAAUCACUUGGAUAAAGCUGCCAAAGUGGCCACGCCAUUCAUAGAUCCAUUUGCAGUGCUUUAUAAGAUGAGCAAUUCCGCUCAGGUUAAGCAAGCAGAACCUGGGAAUCAAUACCAUGAUGACGAUCAGCCCAUUGAUUUGACAAAAUCCAAAACAACCAAUGGAGGUGCAAAUAAGUGUGGUCCUACCACACUAAAUAACAGUGUAAACAGCAACAAACCUUUUUUCAAAAAAUGUUCCCAGUCAUCAUCUCCGCCUCUACGGGAAAAUGCAUUAAUGGAUAUAUCAGACAUGGUGAAAAAUCUAACUGGCCAUUUGACACCAAAGUCUACAACACCGUCUUCCAUCUCAGAGAAAUCUGACAUCGACAGCUGUGUUUUCGAGGAUGGGUUGGAGGAGCUCUCUCCCAUCCACAGGCGGAAAGGUCGACAGUCAAACUGGAAUCCUCAGCACCUCCUGAUCCUCCAGGCCCAGUUUGCCUCUAGUCUCAGGGAGACUCCAGAGGGAAAGUUUAUAAUUAGUGACCUAGGACCCCAGGAACGUGUCCACAUCUGUAAAUUCACUGGUCUGUCCAUGACUACUAUCUCACAUUGGCUGGCCAAUGUAAAGUACCAGUUAAAACGGACAGGGGGCACGAAGUUUCUUAAAAACAUUGACUCUGGCCAACCUCUAUUUUUGUGCAGUGACUGUGCAUCCCAGUUUAGGACUCCUUCCUCCUACAUUCAUCAUCUGGAGUCCCACCUUGGGUUUACCCUGAAAGACCUCUCAAAACUUUCUGUAAAAUUAAUCGAAAAACAAGCAGCAAGUAGAAUAGAAGACAAGACCAUGAAUUCAUCUGGACUGUCAGAUGAGGAUGCUUGCUCAAUAUUUCAGUGCAAACUGUGCAAUCGGACAUUCAUGAGCAAACACGCAAUCAAAUUGCACCUUUGCAAAACACAUGGAAAAUCUCCCGAGGACCAUCUUAUUUUUGUGAAAGAGCUGGAAAAGUUUGACAAACAGUGAAAUCGGAGAAAUAUGAUGGCUUCAGGGAGAUUGCUGUUGCACUGUUCGUCUAAGCUGCAACCUGUCGGGUGUAAAGGUGCCGCUUAAGAAUUGUUACAACAGACAUCGUUAUAAAGCAAAUGGUAGCUUUAAUGCCACAAAAAAGAAAUGGAAGCUGUAGAAGGUGAAUUUUUGGUGACACGAGCGUACCAAAUUCAAAGUGGCGCAGCAGCCACACUGAUUGUUGUUUCCUUAAUGCACUGCAUCGUAUCUGAGCCUUCGGGAGUAGCCCAUCUGUUCUUUGUAAACUGGACCAUGCUCUUAUUUUAUUGCCGUUUUGUUCUUUUAAGUUUCAGAAAUGUAUUUCAACACAGAACUUGCAUAUUAUUUAUGAGACAGGUUGUGCAUGUGUUUAUGUGUCUAAUAAAAUUGGAGCCCUUCUGAUAAAACAAAUGUUUUGAGAAUAGCCAUUUAUAUGAAGGAAUUGCAUUAAACAGAAGUUUAAACACUUUAAAUACGUGUAAAAUAUUGAAGAAAUAUAUUAAAAAAAAAUGUCGUCAAUGCCAAAUUUGGGGAAAUUGAACUUUGUUCUUUUGAUAUUGUUUUGCUUUUGCCACAAUUCACAAAUUCUUACGAAACAUGUUUAUAAUUGUUGUUUUUCUCGUAAAUUGUCAUUUUCUGGUUGUUUCAACGUGUACAGUAUUUGCAUUACUAGGCUCGAUUCUAUUGUUGUGAAGCUACAGUUGUAAAUCUUACAAAGUUUAAAACGUAUUGUAGGAAUAAUCAAAAACUAUGUAAACAUGUAUUUCAGGAUAUCUUGCUCUUUACAGUUCAACAUGAUUUGUACUGUGUGCAUUUUUUAAUAAUGUUAUUUUCUAGACAAAUACGGGGGAGAAAUGUGUAAAAACCUACAGAUAUUGUUGGACCGCUAUGUCAUUUUUUCCAGUGAAAAGUCGGCCCUCAAUGUGGUUUAUAUGAAAUGAUACAACUGUACCGGCAUCUGUUCUCAUGCACGAUAUUGUACAUAACAUUGAAAAUAUUAAUUCUCACUCAGUGACAGAUGAUCCGGGUUUUAUCUUUGGCCCACUUAUUUAGAAUGGCGUCCUUUUAUUCCACAAUUGUAAAAAUAAACUCCAUGUUCUGGAUUAAAAGUU